Clunio marinus is the source of this 459-nucleotide messenger RNA. Lineage: Eukaryota; Metazoa; Arthropoda; Insecta; Diptera; Chironomidae. The record is from the annotation of a GenBank genome assembly.
AUGGAUAAAAAAGGCAUAAAGAGAAAAAUCUUGUUGCGUAACCAAGCAUCAACACGACAAGAUAGUCUGUCGUCUAUGGUGCAAUGUGUAAUACGACAACGACAAAGUCAACGACAACUUCAACAACAACAACGACACAAAGCUCAUUCAUUGACAGAGAAAGAGAAAAGAUACAUUUUUUUUGUUGUCUCUGCCACCCCCGCCUAUGUUAUUUCACUUCGUUUAACAACCAUUAUCUUAUCAUCCAAGGAUGGCAAUUCUAUAGAAUCUCAGAUGAUAAGCUUUCAAAAUAUCAGCAAAUUAAAGUAUCUGAUAACAUGCAUCAAAAGUAAACAUUCAGCAUUUCUGUGUCUCGUUCCGUUCCCUCUUUGUCAUUGUUUACGAAUUGUUCACAACAAAUAUUUUAUCGUCAUUAUCGAGAUGACUGGAAGCAAUGAAAGCUUUCUCUAUGAUAAAUAA